AUGGUACUUUUGUGCAACUUGGUCAUUGCGUCGUUGUUCUACCCGGCUGUCGUCAUAUACUUGUUGACCACAUCUGACGACCCAGACUCGAGCAUGAAUGCUCCUGUUUGUGUGUUGCGUGAUCGGAUACAUCCUGGAAUGGAGCCGCCCUGUGUGACAGGCGCUUGGACGCCGACAAACAUUUGGGAUAUGGCAAAAGCAUCUCUCCAAGACCUCACCGGCUCUGUGCGGGCACAUGCUCUUUCCGACGAUUACCCGGUGCAUGACUUGCGCUUGCUUUGGGAUGAGACGCCCACACUUGCUGUUGUAAGCAAUGAACAGCGUGAAAUGCCUGCCGUCGUUCAUGUGGCUCAAGUGCUUUUGUCUUCAGACGCUAUACGGCACGGCGGCGGUGCCCCAUACGGUGUGCUGCAUCCACAAUUCCUACUUAUGGCUCUUCAGCUGCAAAAUGAGUUAGACAAACGCCUCACAUCAGACUCUCAGACUCCGGGUCCCUCUUGCAUACGGCGGAAUGAGACGAAUGAAUGUCUCGUGCUCUCGCCUCUGGAGUUCUGGCAUCGAGACGAGCAAGUCUUGCUAGCCGACCCACAUCCAGCCAAAUCAUAUACGGGGAGUCCUGUGCGUGCUGUAGUAACGCCCCCUGUGGCGCCUACUGUGAUGCAGAGCCCACUUCCCCUUUUGUACUCAACGACUCUGUCGGGGCGGUGGCCCUUCCUACCCCUCUUUUCCCGCGCAGAAUACUUGGUACUCACGUAUUUCCUGCAUGAGACAAACAUGCACGCGUGGCCGGAUGUCGUGCGUGACGCGGUCGAUCAUGUGGUUCCAGCACACGUUCUGAUGCCUCAAAACAUUACAGCAGGCUCAACAACUCUUCAGUUCAAGCCAGAAUCGCUCAGAGCGCGGCCAACAUUGGACUACAAAAUUGUGAUUGCUGGGUAUUUGCUGCUUCUAACAUUCAUUUUUCGCGGCCUUGUCCAGAUGCGCCGACUUCACUCGCGCUUCGGAAUUGCCUUCACUGGUAGUGCACAGCUGGUCAUGGACUUGAUUAUGAGCCGCAGUCUUUGCGCACUUCUGGGUAUCCACCUAACGGCUGUGCCGUGGCCCAUCCUUCCGUUUGUCGUCGUUGUUGUUGGCAGUGAGACGAUGCUUUUUAUGAUUCGAGUCGUCACUAACACCCCACUUUCGCUCACAGUAAAUUCGCGUGUUGCGUAUGGCUUAUCACAAGUAGCAGGUCCCAUUACGCUCUCCACAGCGACGGACGUGCUGCUUCUUUUGCUACUCAGCUCUCUCCUACGGAUAGAGGCUGUAACGCAGUUUGUCUUGUUCACAAUUUGCGCACUUGUCGUGGAUUAUUUCAUGCAAAUGACGUUCUUUAUCACCGUGCUGAGUAUUGAUAUUCAACGCUUGGAGCUGGCUGAAGUCUUGCUGCAGGGUACUCGCGCCCCAUCGACGGCUGUGACGCCGCAUCCUGAUCUGCCGCAUGAACCGGUCCUGUACGGCCCUCGCGCGGGUGCGGCCCAUUUUUUUUCUCUGCUAUAUCACUUAUGGCGCAUCCGGACGGCUCGAGGUAUCAGUGUAGCGAUCACUAUAUUGGCCGCAUGUGCUGCACUCGUCGCAUAUGGGCCUAAACUCGUGUCGUCCAACGCAGUCCAGCACGUGUUGCAUGAGCGCACAAUUUCGCAGAUGCCUAUGGAUGCCGAACUUGACAAGAGCCCAUACGGCGCCUUCUGGCGUGCAAUAAACCCGACGGGCGAAUCGUUCGUACGGAUGGUGCUGGAGCCAUGGACUCUAGUUACGACGACGGGGCCCAAUUGGUAUGCUGCAUCAGUGGCAGGGGAUGUGCCUGGGCCAUGGCUCGAGCAUCUAUUUUUUGACAGGCGCAGCACGACAGUAUUUCUGUUCUUCCUGUUUGUCAUUGCGCCGAUCGCACUCUCGAUGGUGAUCCUGUCGAUGAUUUUGAACUAUUUGCUCUUGCAUUCAGACAAACUCGAGGCAUCUGCACACCACGACAGCGAAAACAUUGAGCUGCGUCGCUUGCUCGAGCCCACUUGGUCCCGUCCCCAUCAGAUACCAUGUCGAUCCACAUGA
Molecule: messenger RNA, 2088 nt
Organism: Malassezia globosa CBS 7966
Lineage: Eukaryota; Fungi; Basidiomycota; Malasseziomycetes; Malasseziales; Malasseziaceae
Exons: 1
Coding region: 1-2088 (695 amino acids)
Biological process (GO): SREBP signaling pathway; regulation of cholesterol biosynthetic process
Cellular component (GO): Golgi membrane; endoplasmic reticulum membrane; SREBP-SCAP complex
Molecular function (GO): sterol binding
Source: RefSeq, a predicted model, not a curated record